UUCAUCAAAUCCCGGCCGAAGAAAAAAAUCUAGAACAGGAAACCGCAGACUUUCCACUCACACUCAACCUAAACGCCAAGAACACAGUCCAGACUCACAUCACAACCUAAACAACAACGAAAAACAUGCCUCCCCGGAUCCCAACCCCAGAAGACUUCACCCAAGUCCAAAAAGUCCUCCCCCUUAGCCUAGCCUUCCCAAACCCCCCAGAAUCCACAACCGCAAUCCUCCUCCUCUUCCACGGCCUAGGCGACUCCGAGGCCCCCUUCGCCGCCUUCGCCCGCGCAAUGUCCCUCCCGGGCGUCCUCUCCAUCUCCCUUCGCGGUCCCUCCCCGCUACCCCCGUCCAUGCUGCCCGAUGACGGUCACCCUUCUUCCACUUCCGCAAGCUCCGGUCACUUCCACUGGGGCGACGACAUCACCUUCGACCCCUCCACAGACGCCCUCGCCACGGACCCGGGCUUCUCCAAAUCCUCCACCCUCGUCGUCGACCGCCUCAUCCGCGACACACUCGUCGCCCGCUGCGGCUGGGAGCUCAGCGACAUCAUCCUCUUCGGCUUCGGCCAAGGCGGGUCCCUGGCCUUGGGCAUCGCAUCGCAACUCCGUCUCGGCCCAAAGGUCGUAGACGUGACUGAGUCCUCCAAUCCCACCGCUGCUGCUUCCUCAACAGCUGCAUCUAAACCUAAGAGGAACGACAGCCACUUUGACGAAAACACCCUCAAAGGCGUCCUCUCGAUCGGAGGUCCCCUGCCACCCUCUAUGGUUCCCACAGUCAGCACGCGGGGCAAGUGCAAGACGAAAGCGUGUCUGGUCCAGCUCGACGACGACGCUUUUGAUGCCGUGAAGGAAGAGUUCCUCGAUGUCAGGGUCGUCAAGUGGAAGAGGAAAGACGUGGCCAUGCCCCGUGAUCGGGAGGAGAUGUUUCCCCUGAUGAAGUUCUUCGCAGAAUGCCUCAAGAGCGGUUGGUGAGGUGGUCUUGAGCUUGAUGUGUUACGAAUUAAAUCGGACACUCAGACUUGAUUAUCCAACGAUCCAUCAGCGUUGACCGCGCCGGUGGAUGAUGCUAGACUUGAUCCUUGCUGACUUUACCAAACCGAAAGAGGAGCCUGGGUGGCAGGCAUACAGAGCAGUGACAUGAGGUAUUUCCUUGUUCAUAAUCACAUGAA
Molecule: messenger RNA, 1165 nt
Organism: Colletotrichum acutatum
Lineage: Eukaryota; Fungi; Ascomycota; Sordariomycetes; Glomerellales; Glomerellaceae
Product: phospholipase/Carboxylesterase superfamily protein
Exons: 2
Coding region: 126-968 (280 amino acids)
Biological process (GO): protein depalmitoylation
Cellular component (GO): cytoplasm
Molecular function (GO): palmitoyl-(protein) hydrolase activity; carboxylic ester hydrolase activity
Source: RefSeq, a predicted model, not a curated record